AUGAAUUUUGCUAUUAUAGAGAACAAUCCUUCUGGAAUAUGCUCGGAACUGCCGAGAAGCAAGAUCAUUGAUACUAUAGAGGCCUUAAUCAAUUAUGGAGAACCGGAAAAGGUGAAUGGAGUUGAAAUUCUGGUUGAAAAUGAAACGCCUAAGCUAAAGCAAACUCUCAUCACGAACUUCGUAAAGUGCAACAGCGGGCUAAGGAGACACAUCUCAGGAUUGUUCACCUUAAUAUAUGUGGAUUAUAUCAAAAAGUCAUCGAAUUGCAGAAGCUCUUGACAGGAUGUAGUCGCCCUGUGUGAAACCCACUUUGACCAAGCCUGGAAUGCUCCACCUAUAAAGGGAUACAAGUCUCCCCAAAAGGCCUCACUUGUCAAUUCUCCAGUUGGUCGAACCAACCUGAGUUGGCUCGGCCAACUGGAAGAAGGAGCUUGCCGAAGUGGCGCCCAUACUGUGCCACUCAAGGCAAAAAGCUAUACAAGUGGGUUUGGAAUUAAUGGUAGUAGGAAUUUAUAUAAAAGAAUGGAUGGAAGCUGAAAGGGUGCAUCUGGGAAUGACUGAAGCUAUUGGUGGCAGGGUCAUUGUGGCUAG
Molecule: messenger RNA, 591 nt
Organism: Blepharisma stoltei
Lineage: Eukaryota; Ciliophora; Heterotrichea; Heterotrichida; Blepharismidae
Source: the annotation of a GenBank genome assembly